This is a messenger RNA of Haliotis rubra (blacklip abalone), 2998 nucleotides long. RefSeq lists its product as uncharacterized. NCBI's taxonomy places the organism in Eukaryota, Metazoa, Mollusca, Gastropoda, Lepetellida, Haliotidae. The transcript has 7 exons. The record is from RefSeq and is a predicted model, not a curated record. The coding region runs from base 386 to 1069 and encodes 227 amino acids.
CUACGGGCAUCUGGUCGCCGCCACGCGUUCACCCUUCACUGUGUUCCCCAAUACCUGCACGUGGAGUGCUGGCGUGUUCAACAUUGUCUCCAUACACACAGCUAUACCUGCACCGACCUCAGAUAAGAUACGUUACAGUGUAUUUACCGUUGACUGUACUGCACAGCAAGCUAAGGUGACAUUGAAACCGCUAUUCACGACAGGCUCUAAGCUUGUUUUGUCAUUCACUGCAUUGACUCGCCUGAAUCAAUACAACCCGGCGUAGUGAACGCUAACCGCGACUGUCGUCCUCCAGCCCCAGCGGACAAGCUUGACUGCACCUAGGUGGUCGACGCUACGAGCGACAGUCUACCCGACCUUCACAAGUGACGCUACAGUCUUCAAGAUGUCCGCCCUCACACAUACCGUGAUAUUCGGCUUGAUAUUAAUCAGCGCAUGUGAAUCCGAGAAGUUGUUUAAGUCUAUGGACGUCAACACUCCUUCACAUGUCGCAACCAUUACCAACUUCAGUGUCAACAAUGAAGCGAGAAGUGAGGUCUACUUCGUCACCGCAAAGUUCAACAAGAACAACGUAUUUCCCACAUUCAUGGUGCUGGAGACGGAUUCAGUGGACCAAAAAUGCGACACGAAGGCAAUAUGGUCCGGUUCAGCUCAACCCGGUCAAGCCAGCUGCUUCGACCACGAAGACGACAUAAUGGUAUGCUUCAGCACCAUCAGCAACCUGACCAUCGCCGCCGACGCCAAGUACAGCCUGUUCGGCCUCAACUGCCAGGGCACCACAGCGAGGCAGGGUAUGGUGAUGCACGUCAUAGUUGCACAAAAGGGAGCCAAGCCUGAGGACAAGUACAAUCCCGUGCCAGCACCUAACCCAGCUGACCACUACGACAUCACACCCGUCAUCCCCAUCGCCAUCGUCAUGGGCAUCAUCAGCUGCAUCUUCAUUGUCUGCUUUUGUUACAGAAGUCGGGACUGUUUUUCACGGAAGUCUUCAAUAAGGAAGGGGAAGAAGUCUGGCUCAACGGAGGAAGCCAAGGCAUUUAUCAAGGAAGAGAGGGAGGCCGUCGCUUAACUUGUAACCCCCACCCCCCAAGAAUUUGCCCUCUUUGUUUAUUCUUUCUACUAUUUACUUGAUAGGUAAUUUUCUUGACAGUUUCAGCGUUAUGAAUACACUGUGGAUAUUUACAAUGGAACUUCUCUAAACCAGACUCUCUUGUAACCAACCUCUGUAAGAAUUCGAUAUUUGUUCCUGAAUAAUCCAGGUGCAUUAUCAAAAUACAUUUGACGUUUUGACGUUUUCCCCAAAAUGUAUCUGUAGAUAAUUCCCAUCCAUAAUUGUGUCUUCUGUUUAUUGCUGAGGCAGAGGGGUAGCUUAGUGGUUAAAGCGUUCGCUCGUCACGCCGAAGACCCGGGUUCGAUUCCCCACAUGGGUACAAUGUGUGAAGCCCAUUUUUUGCUGUCCACCGUCGUGAGAUUGCUGCAAUAUUGCUAAAAGCGGCGGAAAACUUUACUCACUCACUCACACUAACUGUUUUUCGCUGUACUCCAUCUUCCAUAAUACUGACCAGGUUUAAUCUGCUACCGUUAUGAAAGGCCCCUUGAACACCUAUAUAGAUAGCUAUAUAGGACAAAUGCGAUUGAAACAUUUUAUAAACCCCACCAUUUUUGUACACAAAGCUGUAUAUAAUUUGGAUUUGUGAAAUACAUCUAGCUAUAUGAAAGUCAUUUUGGGUAAUAUAUGUCUUAUAUUGCGUCCAUCAUGUUUUAUACUGAACCCUUGUACAUGUAUUUAAAUCGCUGCAUUAUCCGCAUUUAAUGUAUGUAAGUAUUGUUUAUAAUGCCUGUUUAGGAACUAGAUUAGGGUGCUGUUUGUUCCUUGUCUAUGUAAAUCAUAUGGAGGCUACAUUGUAUAUUUAGUUUUAUAAAGUUCAUUAUGAGUGUUUUACUCGGUUUCCAAGACUCGGAUCUGUAUUUCCGAGACUUCCUGGUACAGCUUGAUGGGGUAAUGAAGACUGAGUUGAUCUAUGGAUAUCAGCCUUAUGUGUUUACUGUGAAACACAUAUGAUAGAACUUGACAAUUGUUCUUCGUUCUUCGUAAACCUUCAUUGACAUCACUCAUUGACAAUGAUUCAGAUCACAUUGGUGUGGCAUUUUUCUCAUUUUCCAAAAUCUUCACAAAACACACGGGCUAGUCCAGACGGAAUUAUCUCCCCUUAUUGUGAGAUCCAUCAUAGCAAACGAUGGGAAUGUUUGGCUCACAACGUGGUAAUGCUAAUACGAAGCCACCUCAAUCGGCACUCAUACAUCCUACAUGUAAAUCUCAGCCACUACAUAGAGAAAAUAUAGCGUUUGUAAUCGCACAUUCGUUUGACUGUAUUUACCGUGAAGGAUCGUUUAUCUUCAAAUAAGCAUCCUUCGUGUCACGCUUGUUCGCUCCUUAAGUAGUAUGAUGUAGAUGUUUUUAACGAUACGCACUUUGCCUUUUUGAAUGUACACAUAUCAGUGAAUACACAAUGCCCCUUUCAGGGCGAGGCUGUGGGUUGCAGUGUUGUCAGAAUACGUUGUUUGUGUCAAAUACACUUCUAGUUAGUUUUGAUUACACGUGAUUUUUAAUAAUGUUUUGUUCCAUGUGUUUUAAAGUAUCAUUAGUCGGACCUCAACCACAAUGACAUAACGUUGGCAUAUGCAAGUUAUAAUCAGAUAAUCUAAAGAUGUGUAAUUAUUAUAUGCAAUAACAUAUCGUGGUACUGCUUUACAGACCCGGAUGAUUCAGUGAUUGGUUGAUAGAUAUUUACCCAUUAUUAACAAGUAAAGCACAGGUUGAGUUUUCUACGGACAGGUUGGUAUGUCGAUUGGUAUGCUGGUAUGUCGAUUGGUAUGCUGGUUAGUUGUAUUAUUUUCAAUUGUUUGUAUUUAGAGCAGUGCCUACCAAUAGAUUCAAACAAUAUUAAUUGGAGCCUUGUUUUACACACAAAAAUCAAUAAAAAUUCCUUUUAGAUAA